UUGUCUUCAUAAAUUUUGCUUUUUAAAAAACUCUUUGUUACAUUUGUCUUAUGUGAGCAUUAAUAGCUGAGCACUCGAGGAACUUUGGAUACCUACUGUAGGCCCCCUACACCUAAUAUUUAAGAAAUCACUAUUUUCUUUAACUUUUAUUUUAAAAAAUAUAUUAUUGUGUAGAGUUUUAUUACAGUGGUGUUGGGAAAUUAUUGGGUGUUUUUUAACAAUAAGAAGAAAAAAUAUUAAUGAGACUGUAUUUUUCUCCCAUCCUGUUCUUUAUUCUUUGCCAUAAUCAAAAUAAAUAUAGGAUUUGGCAAAUUGAGGGAGAUUAGGAUGAGUUUCUCAACAUUUUGUAACUAGUUUUAUAAUAAUGUAAUUAUGUAAUAAUUUUAAUUCUCAACAAUAAUUACAGUGGCACACAUUAUAAAGCAUUAAUUUAAAUCAAAUUAUACUUACCUCAUUCCAGAUAACAAACAAAGCUUCUCAAAUUGUUGAUUAUUACAGCUUCUACUAUUAUCACAUUAACUUGCAAACUAGUUCAUGAACUACCUCUAAAGUUAUGUACUUCAUACCUUAGAGAUUCUUCUUGAUGUUACUGCUUAUGAAAGUUAUGCAUAUUUAAGAGCCUAACUAGCAUUAUUAGGUGUCAGGAACUUCCUUAGUGCUAGGUUCAUCAUAAAGUUCUAUGAGGGGUCUUCAAAAGUUCAUGGAAAAUGCAUAUUGUGAAAAAACUAUGCAUAACUUAAAUUUUUUACCAUAAUAAACUUACCUUUUAAAAAUUAUUUGGGAGGCAGAGAGAGAGAGCACACACAAGCAUGCCCUCCCAUCUGCCUGUGCACUCACCAAGUGCUUGGGGGACAGAAGUCAAAGCUAGGAGCCAUGAACGCAAUCCAGGUCUCGACAUGGAUAUCAAGAACCCAGCUACUGAGUCAUCACUGCUUCCCAGAGUCUUUAUUAGCAGGAAGCUGGAAUCAGGAUCUCGCCAGCAAGUCAAAUGCAGGCACUGAUGUGGAGCCUGGGUGUCCUAACAAGCAUCUUAACUGCUAAGCCAGACACCUGCCCCUAAACUUCUCUUUUAAUUCCAUGAAGCUUUUGAAGUACCCUCAUACAGUGUUUGUAGGAAUCACGGAUAGACCUUAGCAAACUAGAGGAAUUAAGGUUUAAUAGUAAAAAUGGAGAGUAAGAGAAAGGAGUAGAACUCAGAGAAAGUGGUGAACUUAAAGAAUCGUAGAAUAUCACCUGUCACUACAAAGAACAUUUCCUAACCUGUUGAAUGGGAACCUAUUCCUAGUCUUUCUUCAUAAUUAGUUCCACAGCAAACCAUUUGUUAAAUUAUUUUUAAUGCAACUCAUGAUGAGUAGAGUACAAAUUGUGAAAAGAUCAGAUCUUUCCAGGUUGUCAUUUUAAAUGCCUAUCAUGUUAGUGAUAGUGAAAUAUAAAUUAAUAUUCAACAUGAAAUUUUUUCUAUAUAUCAUUUCCUUUUGUAUUGAAAGAUGACUCUUCUGAAUUAGAAAAGUCACUCUCUGACUUUCUAUACUUUCUUCAGUUAAAUCAUUAUUAACAGAACUCAUAAACAUCAUAGUUCAUAAUUCAUAGGUUCAUGUUUAAAUUUUGAAGCCAGUUAAAUUUAUGCUGAUCUGAAAUUUUUGCUCAGAAUCAAUUACUCUUAUUUGGGUUUUUGCCAUUGCAACUGAUUUUCCUUUUUCCACAGCUACUCUAAAUAAUAUUGAAUAAUAUUUCACUGAAUCCUUAACACUUUUCUUCCACCUUCCCUGCUUAUAGUUUAUGGUUUCUACAGUUUGGGGGUUCCUUUGAAAUCCGUUCUCUGCAUCUGUUCUUACGGGGAUUUGAUUUGCCACAUUCCAGGACCUCAGUGCAGGUGGUUCUCCUGGUUGUAUGAUGCUCGUCGAGGCAGGUAAGUUGACAGCUAGGGCCAGAUGUAAGGAGAAAAUCAGGUCUUAGAUUCGUGUAAGACCACUGCCCUAACAACUUCUGAUAGGUCCUUGAGCUAGUGGAAAGAAGCUAAGGAAUGUGGAAUUGAAUUUCCAAGAUCAGUAUCUAUUACAAGAAGGAAUAAGAGGGUGCACUGAGUUGAUUAUUUUCUAUUUUUUGUUCCUGAAAGUAGUAUGCAUGUUUAGUCAUUAACAAAAAUGUUAGUCUUGCUUACUUUAAUGUUCCAGAAACAUUUAUUCUUCUUUUGAAAUAAACAAACAGGUGGAAUCUGUCUGAGGAUGCUUAAGAGAAUACCUUGUUUUCUUUUCAGGAAAGUGAAUUUUACAAAUUAAUUCUGUAUGUUCUCCCUAGAGUUUGAUUGAAUUCUGUACUAAUAAAUUACUGUUUCUCCUGUCCUUUGUUGGGUUAUUAUAAUUGUACAAUAGCUUAGGUUGGGCAAUGUUGAGUUCUGUUUGUGCAGUGUUUGAUAUGUUUCAAAAGGACAUUGGGCUUGGGGGAACUCUUCUUGAGUCUAGAUUCUAUACAGGGACUUCAGGGGCUCCUGUACCUCUGGGCUAAGUGCAUAUCCUUUCUAACCAAAUAUUGACUUCUGGACUAAUCCCAAGGCUUUUUGUCUGAAGCUGUAAAGUGAGAGCAGAAAUGCUGCUUUGAGUGAGAGAAGUCCAGGAAGCAGUAGGUUUCGUCUUUCCUGAGCCUGCCCUGGCCUUGGUGAGUUUGAAAGUGUUGACAGUCUUUAGCCCCUUUGGCAGAGAAUGAGGAUCAGAAAGAGAGAAGUCCUCAGGCAGGGGGCCAGGUCCUUACUUGCCUCAUUAGGGAGACUUUAGCCUUGUCUGUCUGGUUGGCAGGGCACACUUAAUCACUGAGACCCAGCAUUUCAGCAGCUUGCAGAGGAAACUGAUAUGAAGGGACAGCUGCAAGUGAGCCACAACCUAGAUUUGAGGAGACCAAACACUCACUUCACUUGGAGGAAAGAGAAAGAAGGAAGCCGAGGGCUUAGCAGGUCAUGGGAGAAGACAAAAAGGAAAAGAGGGUAUCACAAGAGUCCCAGGUAGCUAGUACUCCCCAGGUAUCACUAGACAGACCAUGGCUCCCCGGUCCCGGAGACGAAGGCAUAAGAAACCUCCCUCAUCAGUGGUUUCCACGAUUGUCACCCCACCUGCAGAUGUGACCUCUGUACCUCUGACUCUCUCAAAACCCGGCCCUAGUAUAGAUGCACUUGGCUUCUUCUCUUUGGAGAAUAAUGUUCCUGGCCUGUCGCAGCUGAUCCUUCAAAAGCUGAACAUGAAAAGCUAUGAAGAAUACAAGUUGGUGGUAGAUGGGGGUACCCCAGUAUCGGGCUUUGGAUUUCGAUGUCCUCAAGAAAUGUUCCAGAAGAUGGAGGACACCUUUCGAUUCUGUGCUCACUGUAGAGUACUCCCCAGUGGCCUUCCAGACACCAAGGUCCUCCGGCACUGUAAGAGAAUGUCAUACCCAGGCUAUCCGCCCAGUGGCUACCCACCUUUCCCUGGAUAUCCUCCUGCAGGUCAGGAGUCAUCCUUCCCCCCUCCGGGUCAGUAUCCUUAUCCUAGUGGCUUUCCUCCGAAGGGGGGAGGUGCCUACCCACCAGCACCAAGUGGUGGCUAUCCUGGAUCCGGAGGCUACCCUGCGCCUGGAGGCUACCCCACUCCUGGAGGCUAUCCUGGUGCCCCACAGCCCGGUGGAGCCCCAUCCUACCCUGGAGUUCCUCCAGGCCAGGGAUUUGGAGCCCCACCAGGUGGAGCAGGCUAUCCUGGAUAUCCACAGCCACCUUCACAGUCUUACGGUGGUGGCCCAGCACAGGUCCCACUACCUGGUGGUUUUCCUGGAGGACAGCCCUCUCAGUAUCCUGGAGGACAAGCUCCUUACCCUAGUCAGAUCAGUACAGAAUCCUUUUCUUCUUAUCCUGUUUUCUCUCCUGUUUCUUUGGAUUAUAGCAGUGACCCUGCUGCAGUGACUCAAGGCACUCAGGGAACAAUUCAUCCAGCUGCCAACUUUGAUGCUAUGAAAGAUGCAGAAAUUCUCCGUAAAGCAAUGAAGGGAUUUGGGACAGACGAACAGGCAAUUGUGGAUGUUGUAGCCAACCGUUCCAAUGAUCAGAGGCAAAAAAUUAAAGCAGCUUUUAAAACCAUGUAUGGAAAGGAUUUAAUCAAAGAUCUCAAAUCAGAGUUAAGUGGAAAUAUGGAAGAACUGAUCCUUGCCUUGUUCAUGCCGCCUACGUAUUAUGAUGCUUGGAGUUUACGGAAUGCAAUGCAGGGAGCAGGCACUCAGGAACGUGUAUUGAUUGAGAUUUUGUGUACAAGGACAAAUCAGGAAAUCCGAGAAAUUGUCAGAUGUUAUCAAUCAGAAUUUGGACGAGACCUUGAAAAAGACAUUAGGUCCGAUACAUCAGGGCAUUUUGAGCGUUUGCUUGUAUCCAUGUGCCAGGGCAAUCGGGAUGAGAACCAGACUGUCAACCACCAGAUGGCUCAGGAAGAUGCACAGCGUCUCUAUCAAGCUGGUGAAGGGAAACUAGGGACAGACGAAUCCUGCUUCAACAUGAUCCUUGCCACGAGAAGCUUUCCUCAGCUGAGAGCCACCAUGGAGGCUUACUCCAGGAUGGCUAAUCGAGAUUUGUUAGCAAGUGUGAGCCGUGAAUUUUCCGGAUAUAUUGAAAGUGGUUUGAAGACCAUCUUGCAGUGUGCCCUCAACCGCCCCGCCUUCUUUGCCGAGAGGCUCUACUACUCCAUGAAAGGGGCCGGCACGGAUGACUCCACCCUGGUCAGGAUCGUGGUCACUCGAAGUGAGGUUGAUCUUGUACAAAUAAAACAGAUGUUCACUCAGAUGUAUCAGAAGACCCUGGGCACAAUGAUUGCAAGUGACACGAGUGGAGAUUACCGAAAGCUGCUGUUGGGCAUUGUGGGCCAGUAGAAGAGAUAUUUGAAAACAAAGAAAACUUUUCAUAGCUUUAUCCUCCAAGUCAACAAAAGACCUGCAUGCAGCAAUAUCAACUGUCACCUAACCAAAAGAGGUGUUUACCAAGGACUGUGUCAGGGUGAUGUGCUUGAUUUGCACAUGUAUUGCCUUAAUUCUAAUGUUACUUUUUUUCUCUAUGUACAAUCAGUGUAAAGCCAUAACAAUGAUGUAGAAAUUUUGUAAUGUUUCUAAGUCCUUACUCACUGCUUUACUCUAAUUAAGAAUAAAAGCAAUCUAAUUCUGUGUAAUAAUAAUUGAAUAAUUUUCAAAGAGGAUGCUCAUCACCUUUACCUAGUUAAUACAUGAGAAAAGAGUAUUGUUAAAGAGCAACACUGGUCUGGACUCACCCUGGCUGGAUUUCAAAAUGUGAUUCCCAGUUCAGGAAUGGGUCAGUAAUGAAUCACCCACAGCAGCUUCCAGCCAGUAGUGACUGGUUAUCCCUUUAUCAUGUUUUAACAUCUGGACCUUUUCAGCAUAAAUUUUGAAAAAAGGGACUUAACUUCAGCUAGGUUUGUAUUGUAUUUCUAUUUAAAAGUUAAAAUUAAAAGCAAAGUGAUGUUUACCCAAGUAAGAACAGUUCACUUAAAAUCUCAGCAGACCAUUAACUAUUUGGAGAUGGUGGAAAUUUGCUGGUGCUCUUGUGACUCAGUUUCAACCCCAAAGCUGACUUUAUUAUAAAUGAUUUCCUUGCUGUGUGGUGAUAGUCCCCCAGUGAACACUAUUCAGUACUGACAUUGGCGAGUUAUCCAAGCAGUAGCAUUCUAAACUAAUGGGAUUCUAGUGUAAAAUGUUAAAUAUAUUAUUUUGGUUACCAAAGUGUUCCUGACGCUUUCAGGAGUUCCAGUAUCACCAACCCUAACCUUUAAAAUCUGGCUGGGCAUCUAAUUAUUUCCAUAUCCCUUACAUACUCCACGGGACAUGGAAGAAGCAAGGAGCACUGUGUAUGUUUAACGUCAAAGGGGAAAAAAAAUUACUUAAAAUUUGUUUUAUGUAUUCUAAUUUUAUUUGAAAUGCAUAUAGACAGAAAAAGGUCUUCUGUCCACUGGGUCACUCUCCAAUAUCCCCAGCUGCCAGGAUUGGGCCAGGCCAAAACCAGGAUCCUGGGACUAAGUCUGAAUCUCAUGUGGGUGUCAAAUCCAACUAUUUGAGCUGCCUCCCAGAAUGCACAUUAGCAAGAAGCUGCAUUUGGAUACAGAGACUUGAACCAGGCACUCCACUAUGGGAUGCAGGCAUCCCAAGUGGUGUCUUUAAUUGUUGUGCCACGUGCCCACCCCCAAAAAUAUCUUUUUUUUUUUUUUGACAGGCAGAGUGGACAGAGAGAAAGGUCUUCCUUUGCCGUUGGUUCACCCUCCAAUGGCCACUGCGGCCGGUGCGCUGAGGCCGGCGCACCACGCUGAUCCGAUGGCAGGAGCCAGGUGCUUCUCCUGGUCUCCCAUGGGGUGCAGGGCCCAAGCACUUGGGCCAUCCUCCACUGCACUCCCAGGCCACAGCAGAGAACUGGCCUGGAAGAGGGGCAACCGGGACAGAAUCCGGCGCCCCGACCGGGACUGGAACCCGGUGUGCCGGCGCCGCAGGCAGAGGAUUAGCCUAUUGAGCCACGGCGCCGGCCCAAAAAAAUCACUUUUAAACUUUAUGUAAACAACUGUCUUUUGCCUCCUUUUCAAAGCUCUGUUUCUUAGCACUUUAUGAAAUAGUCAAUCUAUAAUUAUGGAGGGACUGAAUAUGUUUGUUGCCUUGUUAUAUAAUAAAGACUUUUAAUGCUGCUGCCUUAUGGA
This is a messenger RNA of Oryctolagus cuniculus (rabbit), 6692 nucleotides long. NCBI's taxonomy places the organism in Eukaryota, Metazoa, Chordata, Mammalia, Lagomorpha, Leporidae. The record is from RefSeq and is a predicted model, not a curated record.